CCGCGAUCAGUCUUCUUUCGAGCGUCGCAGCGUGCACAUCGAGCCGUUCCUCCUCCACAACCGCCGCUCAACACGUUCAGAUACCGAUUCAGAUUCCGACUCCGAUCCAAUCCAGUUCGACUUAGUCUCGCAUCGUUAAGCGUGCGCGAGUGACGUGUUUGAUUUAAAAAUAUUGCAAGCGUUUUAAUUGAGGAGCAUCCGAAGCACCCGAGCAAGAUGACGGUGGAUCUAUCGCCCGUACAGGAGUACUACAAGGACAAGACGAUCUUCAUCACUGGAGCGUCUGGGUUCAUGGGCAAGGUGCUGCUGGAGAAGCUUCUCUACUCAUGUCACUCGCUCAAGGAGGUGAUCAUCAUUUGCCGCCCCAAGCGCGGCAAGACCCCGGAGACGCGCCUGGAGGAGAUGUUCAAGCUGCCCAUCUUCCAACGCAUCAAGGACGAGCGCCCGCACAUGCUCAAGAAGGUGACCAUCUAUCAGGGCGACGUGACCUUCGAUUUGCUGGGUCUGAGCGGUGACAGCCUAAAGCACGUGACCGAGAACACCAACAUCGUCUUUCAUAUGGCGGCCACUCUCAAGCUGGAGGGUAAUCUGCGCGACGCCGUCGACAUGAACCUGCUGGGCACUCGGCGCGCCCUCAAUGUGGCCAAGCAAAUGAAGCAACUGGAGGCUUUCAUCCACCUGUCGACGGCAUUUUGCAACUGCGACCAAGAGGUGAUGUACGAGAAGGUGUACGAUUUCCCGCACAAGCCCGAGGACCUCAUGCGCCUGGCCGAGUGGAUGGACGUGAAGACCCUUGAUGCCAUCACGCCCGAUCUGCUGAAGCCGCACCCCAACACCUACACCUACUCGAAGCGGCUGGCGGAGCUGCUGGUGCGCGACCACUACGAGUCCAUGCCGGUGAUCAUCGCCCGCCCCAGCAUCGUAACGCCAGCGAUUUUUGAACCCCUGCCUGGCUGGGUGGACAACAUGAACGGGCCAACGGGCGUAUUGAUUGGCGCCGGCAAGGGAGUCAUCCGAUCCAUGAUCUGCAAUGGCGAACUCAAGUCCGAGGUCAUUCCGGUGGACAUUGCCAUCAACGGCCUGAUUUUGCUGCCCUACCACAGCAGUCUCUCGGAAAAGAGACCUCUGCAGAUCCCGGUGUACAACCUGACCGUGGAGGAUGAAAAGAAGCGCACUUGGAAGUGGAUCAUGGAAGUGGGCCGCGACCUGGGUCUGAAGUAUCCCUUCGAAGUCGGACUCUGGUAUCCCGACGGCAACAUAACCACUAGCAAGUUUUACCACACCCUUUGCAGCAUUUUGUUUAUGUGGCUGCCGGCCUACCUCAUCGACUUCCUGCUGCUGAUCUUCGGACAGCGUCGCUUCAUGAUCCGGGUGCAGACGAAGAUAGCGGUGGGUCUGGAGGUGCUGCAGUUCUUCACGACUCGCAACUGGGAUUUCAAGUCCACGCACUUUGAGCAGAUAUACAAGGAACUAGGCGCCGCCGAUCGGAAGAUUUUCCGGAUCAACACGGACGACGUCGAUGACUAUGAGUACAUGAAAGGUAGCAUUCUGGGGGGACGCCAGUACGUAAUGAAGGAACCGCUGACCUCCCUGCCCAAGUCCCGCAUCCAGUUAAGAUUCAUGUAUGUCCUGGAUCGCAUCUGCAAGACCUGCAUCCUCUCGGGUCUAGCCUAUUGGGUCUGCCUCAAACUGGGGAUAGUGGAUCUUGUGCGGAACGGAUUCUUGGCCAGCAAAUGAGAUCCCAAUCAGUCUUAUUCGUAAAUCAGGGCAAAUGUUUACAGGUGUUUUGUAUACGAAAUCAUACAUUGUACUCUAGCAUACGUACUUAUAUAUAAACACAAUUCAUGUUAAUUUCCAAAAUGUAAUUUUUUCAAGCAUUUUUACAUAACAAUAAAUAAAUCUCAGA
Molecule: messenger RNA, 1906 nt
Organism: Drosophila kikkawai
Lineage: Eukaryota; Metazoa; Arthropoda; Insecta; Diptera; Drosophilidae
Product: fatty acyl-CoA reductase 1
Biological process (GO): long-chain fatty-acyl-CoA metabolic process
Cellular component (GO): peroxisome
Molecular function (GO): alcohol-forming very long-chain fatty acyl-CoA reductase (NADP+) activity
Source: RefSeq, a predicted model, not a curated record